AUGGAUACGGGAUCUACUGCGGUGAACAAAAUCCUCGACAAGAACGAAAUGUCAGGACCAUUCCAAAGUCGACAAGGGAAGAGCCUGAAAUGGAGUAACGUUAACAUGACGUUGGUGGCGAAAGGCAAGAGCCCGGAAAAGAAAAUUUUACAAAAUGUUUGGGGCGAAGCUGGCAACGAAACGACAGCAAUUAUGGGACCCUCUGGGUCAGGGAAAACUUCCCUAUUGAACGUCCUGUCGGGGAGGGCCCGAAACCUUGGGCGGUUGAAAGUCACUGCUGAUGUUAAGCUGGACGGCAAGUCCGUCAACCCGACUGAUGUGUCAGUUCGUCAGCACAUUGCCUUUGUAGAGCAAGACGACACCCUUUGCAUUUCAGCCACGCCUAGGGAAGCCAUUUUCUUUUCUGCCAAGUUACGCUUGCCCAAAAGCUACAUGGACGAACAAUUGCAUACAUUGACGGACCGUAUGCUAACGGAGCUUGGUCUCCAAGGUUGUGCCGAUACGAUCAUCGGAGGAACGCUGGCGAAGGGUAUAUCCGGGGGCGAGCGUAAGCGCACCAGCGUCGGAGUCGAGCUUGUGACGCAACCAUCUAUCGUAUUCCUAGACGAGCCAACAUCUGGACUUGAUAGCUUUUCUGCAUUACAGCUUGUUCAGGUUUUGGACAAGGUGGCUAGAGCAGGAGCCAGCGUUCUCUUUACUAUCCAUCAGCCUCAGUCAGACAUCUUCGACAUGUUUGAUCGCAUGAUUCUCAUGAAUAAGGGGCAAGUCAUGUACCAGGGUGAUGUUGAAAACAUGACGGACUACUUUGAGUCUCGUGGACACCCUCUUCCACCAAAGUACAACCCUGCGGACUACGUGAUGAUUGUGGCCCAAACCAUUCCAGAAAAAGAACUCAAAGAGGCAGGCUUCUUCUCCGAAAGAAAAGAGGCUGAUUCUAGUUCUGAACGAUCCGUUUUGGAAUACGAUACAAAAAAUGAACACAAUAGACAUGUGGGGGCCUGGAUACAGGUGAAAUACUUGGUGCAACGUGAUUUUCAGAGCCUUGUGAGAGUUAAAACGAUUUUGGGGGCGCGCCUCGCCCUGACCGGAUUCAUGACCGUGUUAACUGGAUUUAUCUUUUGGCAAGUAGGCGACGGAAACCUUGAGGAUCUGGUGGAGGUGCAAAGCAUUUUUGGUGGUCUUGUCACGGCUUGUAUGCUUGCCAUGUUUGGUUCGGCCAUGCCAACUCUGAUUGUCUUUCCAGAGGAACGUCCUGUCUUCUUGAGAGAGUACGCCACAAAUCACUAUUCCGUUGUUUCGUACUUCUUAUCAAGGCUUCUGCUGGAAGCAAUUUUGACAGCGAUUCAAAUGGUAGUAUUGGCAAUCUUGAGUUACUUUAUGAUGGCGCUCAGCCUCGACUUUGGUUUGUAUUUCAUCACUCUAUACACUUUGGCAAUGUCCAGUACCGCAUUGGCCAUGGUUAUUGGUUCGACUGUGGAGGAUCCUAAGAUUGCUGUCGAGUUCUUACCCAUAACUCUGGUUCCACAGAUUAUGUUUGCCGGUUUCUUUAUUGCUCCAGAUCUCAUUCCUGUUUGGCUACGCUGGCUCCAAUACAUUAUGCCACUGAGCUACGCCGUGAAUUUGGUCAUGGACUAUGAGUUCAAUCAAGACUGCGGCUCCGAACAAGCAAAUACCAACUGCCAAAACAUUUUAGAUAUUGCUGGCUCAGACUCGGAUGACAUAUGGUGGUAUUGGUUGGCACUUGUGGCUAUAUUUGUUGUACUUCGGUCUGUGGCACUUGUAUGCUUGAAGCGCAAGGCAGAAAAGUAG
Phaeodactylum tricornutum CCAP 1055/1 is the source of this 1809-nucleotide messenger RNA. RefSeq lists its product with no specific name. Bases 1 to 1809 code for a protein of 602 amino acids. Gene Ontology annotation, cellular component: membrane. NCBI's taxonomy places the organism in Eukaryota, Bacillariophyta, Bacillariophyceae, Surirellales, Neidiaceae. Gene Ontology annotation, molecular function: ABC-type transporter activity; ATP binding; ATP hydrolysis activity. The record is from RefSeq and is a predicted model, not a curated record. The transcript is spliced from 6 exons.